AUGACUGUUAUAAUAAUCGAUCCAAGCACGAAAUUCCGCCCAGAUGAUCCCGAAUUCGCCGAUAAAUUACCCGACGCUUUCAGAGACUAUUCCGAAGGAGGAAAACAUUUCGAGCGAGUAAAACGAACCUACCGCUUGAUGCACACGAACCAGACGGUUCAAUUCGGCCUUGAGCAGCGGAAAAAGUGGAUGAACUUCGACCACGAGUCGUUGACGAUCAUGGAAGCUCUGGAUCGCCUUAACGACUUGAUCGACGAGUCGGAUCCGGACUGCGAUGUGCCGAACGUGUACCACGCGUACCAGACAGCCGAGGGAAUCCGCAAAUCCUACCCGGAGCGCGACUGGAUGCACCUGGUUGGCCUCAUUCACGACCUUGGCAAGAUCAUGUGCUUUUAUGAGCAGGAAUGCGAGUUCGAAACACCUCUAUUUCCGAUCAUCAUAAUUCAUAAGCCUAAUCCAAUUAAAUUUAUCAUCUCCGGAGCCGAAAAACAGGAAGUGGUCUAUUCCGCGGACACCUUUGAUGAAUGCAAGGACCAGAUGAAUCCAAAAUACAACACGAAAUACGGAAUGUACGAGAAAAACUGCGGAAUCAACAACUUGCAAAUGUCGUGGGGCCAUGACGAGUAUCUUUACCAAGUUUUGAAGAAUCAUGGAGCCACGAUUCCGAAGAUGGGCAUGUAUAUGAUUCGCUUUCACAGCUUCUACCCCUGGCACACCGGAAAGGCGUACGGUCAUUUCUGCACUGAAGAAGACAACAAAAUGCGGGAAGAAGUGAAAGCGUUCAGCAAUUUCGACUUGUACACAAAGUCAGACGAUGCCCUGCCCGACAAAGCAGCACUGAAGGAAUACUACCAAAGCUUGAUCGACAAGUACAUUCCUGGAAAAGUCAAGUUCUAG
Molecule: messenger RNA, 897 nt
Organism: Oikopleura dioica
Lineage: Eukaryota; Metazoa; Chordata; Appendicularia; Copelata; Oikopleuridae
Source: the annotation of a GenBank genome assembly